Molecule: messenger RNA, 1050 nt
Organism: Phyllostomus discolor (pale spear-nosed bat)
Lineage: Eukaryota; Metazoa; Chordata; Mammalia; Chiroptera; Phyllostomidae
Product: complement receptor type 2-like
Biological process (GO): negative regulation of complement activation, classical pathway
Source: RefSeq, a predicted model, not a curated record
AUUUAUAAUCAUUAGGACUUUUUCUCUGUGUCCACCUGGUCUGAAGUCAUCACAUAGCUGAACUGAUUAAUAAACAAUCUUGGGCUUUUUCCUUAAGCCUAAAUGCUUUUAAAAACCAAGCUCAUUAAUACCACAUGUUUGAGACAUGUGAUCCAUUCCAUGCAAUUGAGAAUUCAUUUCUUCUGGUGAUGAUUUGCUACCCCUUAUUGUUUAAGGCACCAGUGAAGUGGCAAAUCUUCUAGUCAGUGUGUCUCAGAAGGGAUGAGAGUAUGCUGGAAUAAUAAGUUUCCUGUCUGUGAAUGGAUUUCUUGUGACCCUCCUCCUGCAAUCAAAAAUGGUCAUACUAGUUAUGUUUCUGACCCUGUACCUAUUAAUACUGUCGUGAGGUACAGGUGUUUGCCUAACUACCGCCUCAUUGGAGAAAGAAGCCUUGUUUGUAUUAGUAGAGACCAAGUGAAAGGAACCUGGGAUAAAGAUGCUCCUAUAUGUGAAUAUUUCAACAGGCGGUCUACUUGCCCUGAGCCCAUAGUACCAGGGGGACACAAAAAUAAAGUAUCUAGGCCACCAUACAGACAUGGUGAUUCUGUGACAUUUACCUGUAACACCAACUUCACCAUGAAAGGAAACCAGACCGUUUGGUGCCAAGCAAAUACAAAAUGGGGACCAACACCACUACCAGUCUGUGAGAGGGAUUUCCCCAUGGUGUGUCCACCGCUUCCCAUGAUCCCCAAUGGAAAUCAUACAGGAAACAAUGUUGGCCCCUUUGUCCCUGGAUCGUCUGUGAAUUACCACUGUGAACCCGGUUACUUGCUUGUUGGAAAAAACAUUCGUUGUUUGUCUUCAGGAGACUGGAGUGCUGUCAUUGCAAAAUGUGAAAGUACCCUAAUUUUACAAUCAAUUUUCAGAAAUUAGGCUAUUCUGUUGUGUGCCAUGCCUUGUGCAUCUUUGGUGUGUUUCCAUAGAAGCACGGUGUGCACCUCCAAGUCCAUUAGUCAAUGGGAAGAUAAAGGAGCCUUCAAGUCUUCAGGUUGGCGUAACUGUGAGCUUUUC